Messenger RNA from Lathyrus oleraceus (garden pea), 2807 nucleotides. Its product is annotated as kinesin-like protein KIN-10C. The transcript has 17 exons. Gene Ontology annotation, biological process: microtubule-based movement; spindle elongation; mitotic spindle organization. Gene Ontology annotation, cellular component: microtubule associated complex. Gene Ontology annotation, molecular function: ATP binding; microtubule binding; microtubule motor activity. NCBI's taxonomy places the organism in Eukaryota, Viridiplantae, Streptophyta, Magnoliopsida, Fabales, Fabaceae. The record is from RefSeq and is a predicted model, not a curated record. The coding region runs from base 156 to 2669 and encodes 837 amino acids.
GAGAGAAUUUAUUAUUUCGAAAACCCUCUAUUCUUAUUUCUAACGGCUAUUUCCAUUUCUAUCUCUAUUUUUUUUCUUCUUCUCUCUUCUUUCUCUACAAAUUCAACGCACUCUCUCCUUCGUCCAGUUCACUCUGAACUAAACCCAUCCUUUCAAUGGCGUCCACACAAUCCGCCUUCACAGAAACCAUUACGGGUCCGAAGGUUCGGGUAGUAGCAAAGGUUCGUGGGUUUUCGGAUCCAGAUACCAAUUUCGAAACCUCCAAAACUGUGGACUGGGUUUCGGUGAACACCGAAAACUCCGGGGAAGUUACCAUAUCCUUUAAAGAACAAUCUUCUAGUCGGUAUUCAGUUGACUACUGCUACAACGAACAUGAAGAUAAUGAAGUUAUCUAUUCAAAGGAGGUGAAACAUCUUGUUUCGGCUGCUUUUGAAGGUAUUAAUAGCACGGUUAUUGCUCAUGGAGCUAGAGGCAGUGGCAAAACUCGACUGAUUCAGGGCUCUUUGGAGAAAUUUGGUUUGGCAAUGCUGGCUAUUUCGGAGUUUCUCUCAGUGGCCGAGAAAAAUGGAAAAUCUAUAGCAGUUUCUUUCUAUGAGGUUGAUAAUCAAGACCAUGCUGCUGAUUUAUUAAACCCGGAACAAUCACCAAUUUUAGUGCUUGAAGAUCACGGAAGAAUUCAGUUUAAAGGACUUACUCAUACUACCGUAAAAUCCAUUGCCGAGUUUCAGAAUUUAUACAUCACAGCAUGUUCUGCACACACGGCUGCACCCAAAAAAGGAUUUGAGCGUGCUCGUAGAAGCCACUUGGGAUUAAUUGUCCAUGUCUUUGCACAGAAUGAAAGUAUAAACAGUCUUGUGAGCAAAAUGAAUUUUGUGGAUAUGGCAGGUUAUGAAGAUGCUAGAAGGAAAAACGGUGAUGCUUCUGGUGUUGCUGAGAAUAACAAAGUUAACAAGUCAAUUUACGCCUUACUGAAUGUUUGUCAUGCUUUGAGCGCAAAUGAAAGUCGUGUUCCCUUUCGGGAAAGUAAACUCACACGCAUGUUGCAGGACUCCUUGAGGGGAACUAGCAAAGUUUUGUUGGUUUCGUGCUUGAACCCAUCAUUUUGCCAAGACACUGUGUACAUGCUUAGCUUAGCAUCACGGUCAUGUCAAAGGUCUCAUCGGACGCCCUUUGGUUCCACGACGAAAACUGCUAGUUCAACCAGACAGACAGUGAACUUCGAUUCCACAAAGAAAAUUGCAAGUUCAGCAAGACAAACAGUUACCUUAAAUUCCUCAAAGAAAAGUGCAAGUUCAGUAAGACAGACAGUUACCUUAGAUUCCACAAAGAAAACUGCAAGUUUAGUAAGACAGACAGUAUUAACCUUAGAUUCCAUAAGGAAAAGUGCAAGUUCAAUAAGACAGACAAAAACCUUAGAUUCAACAAGGAAAAGUGAAAAUUCAGUAAGGCAGACAAAAACCUUAGAUUCCACAAAGAAAAGUGCAAGUUCAGAAAGACAGACAGUGGCCUCAGUUUCCGCGAAGAAAAGUGCAAGUUCGGCGAUGCAGUUCGUGACUAUUCGUAAAAACAAGAUACCCAAAAGUGUUUCUGCAUCAACAAAGGAAUUACCAUGUUCCAUAUCUCAUAUAUAUGAUGAAGAAACAUGUGUUGUUGCUAAGAAGUCUGAAGUACAAGGAAGGAAAUUGUUUGAUGAAGUCAGCCACUCUGCUGCUAAAGCCGAGAAGGUUGACUCAUCUUUGAAUGCUAGAAGUGAAGUGGAACUUGAUCCCAUAGUGGAAAAGGUUACUUCUUUUGAGGAUAAAGAGGAUAUGCAUGCCCCUUAUAUCAUUAAUUACUCCAAAGAUUUGUCAAUAGCUAACGAAGGUCUUAACAUGAACAAAGAGAACAACAACUUAAUGGAAAAUGAAGAUUGUUCUCCACCCAUUAGUUCUCAAUUGCGUGAACUUCAAUCUCUCGUUUCAUCAACUCCAUUAUGCAUGCAGUUACCAGAGGAGAAAUUCAUUGCACUUGAUGAUGAUCAGAUUUCCACUGAAACUGCAGAACCAAGAACUCCUGAUACCGAAAACCUAGAUGUAUUGAAUACUAAAAGUUUUUGGGAAACAUUCAACAUGCAUCGUUCUGGAAUGGUGAAUUCUACUGAAGGUACAAAACAAAGAACUCUUGAUAUUGAAAUACGAGAUGUAAUGAAUGCCAAAAGUCAUUGGGAAACACUCAACAUGCAUGGUUUUGGAAUUGGAACGAAGAGUUCUACUGAAGUUACCGAACCAAGAACUCUUGAUAUUGUAAUGAAUGCCAAAAGUUCUUGGGAAACAUGCAACCUGCAUGGUUCUGGAGCGAAGAAUUCUACUGAAGUUACAGAACCAAGAACUCCGGAUAUUGACAUACGAGAUGUAAUGAGUACCAAAAGUCCUUGGGAAACAUUUAACUUGCAUGGUUCUGGAGUGAAGAAUUCUCUUGUUAAAGACUACCUUAGAAUUUUAAACACAGCGGAAAAGGAUGAGUUAAAGAAGUUAAAGGGAAUUGGAGAGAAGAGAGCAAACUAUAUACUUGAGCUUCGCAAAGAAUCUCCAGAACCUUUCAAGAGUCUCGGUGAUUUGAAAGAUAUUGGACUUUCCGAAAAACAGAUUAAAGGAAUGAUGAAGAAGGAAGUUGGAGAGCUUUUCAAUUAGUUAUAAUGACAUUGUUGAUUCCUUGUAUUAAAAUGAGUUGUGUGUUUUUCAUGUAUGUAUAAAUAAUUCUUUCAUUAUAUAGGAUGAAAUUAUAUAUACGUACGCAAAAUGAGAAAAAGUUAAGAGUCAAUUAUUUAA